Girardinichthys multiradiatus is the source of this 2286-nucleotide messenger RNA. It is a transcript of the gene ndel1a, whose product is annotated as nudE neurodevelopment protein 1-like 1a. Gene Ontology annotation, cellular component: centrosome; kinetochore; kinesin complex. Lineage: Eukaryota; Metazoa; Chordata; Actinopteri; Cyprinodontiformes; Goodeidae. Gene Ontology annotation, biological process: establishment of mitotic spindle orientation; chromosome segregation; mitotic centrosome separation. Gene Ontology annotation, molecular function: microtubule binding. The coding region runs from base 148 to 1182 and encodes 344 amino acids. The transcript is spliced from 9 exons. The record is from RefSeq and is a predicted model, not a curated record.
UACAGAGGGUGCAUUCCCCUUUAAAUCCCCGCUAAGAGCAGUGGAGAGGAGAUCUUCAGACAACAGAGGACAGUCAGCCUCAGCAGCUCCGAGUAGCGAUGGACUGAUACGCCAAACCUUUGGAAGCGAUGAUCAGACUUGUUUGUCAUGGAAAUGGACAUGAUGCCAAAAUUCUCCUCGAAGGAUGAGGAAAUUGAUUUCUGGAAGGCCCUUUCCCUCAAGUACAAGAAAGGCUGCGAGGAGUCUCAGGAGGAGCUGCUGGAGUUUCAGGAGGGGAGCAGGGAACUAGAGGCUGAGCUAGAGGCUCAGCUGGGGCAGGCCGAGCACCGCAUCAAAGACCUGCAGUCUGAGAACCAAAGACUAAAAAAUGAUGUGGAAACGCUGAAGGAGAGGUUGGAGCAGCAGUAUUCCCAGAGCUUCAAGCAGAUCUCAGUGCUGGAGGAUGACCUCGGCCAAACGCGCAGCAUCAAAGAGCAGCUUCACAAAUAUGUCCGAGAGCUUGAGCAGUCCAAUGACGACCUGGAGAGAGCCAAAAGAGCCACCAUUGUUUCUCUGGAGAACUUUGAGCAGCGUCUGAACCAGGCCAUCGAGAGAAACGCCUUCCUGGAAAGCGAGCUGGAUGAGAAGGAGUCACUUCUGGUCUCGGUGCAAAGAUUAAAGGAUGAAGCCCGAGAUUUGCGACAGGAGCUGGCUGUGCGAGAGAGGCAGUCAGACCUGAGCCGGAUGUCCGCUCCGAGUUCCCCUACGCAGGACAAUGUCAAGAUGGACUCUGCUGUGCAAGCAUCCUUCUCCCUCCCUGCUACCCCUCUGAGCAAAAGUCUGGACAAUGCCUUUGCCAAUCCAACAGUGCUGUCCAAUGGCUACGGCAGCAACUCUCCGCUGACUCCCUCAGCACGAAUAUCAGCACUAAACAUUGUCAGUGAUUUACUCCGGAAAGUCGGGGCUCUGGAGUCAAAGCUCGCUGCCUGCAGGAACUUUGCCAAGGACAAGAAAGCCAGGAAGGUGUACUCUCUGGACAACAGCAACGCGCUGAACGCAAACACAACCAGCUACGUUCAAGGACUCAGUACGUCGUUGUAUGACAAAACCAGGAAUGUGAACAUGUUUGAACCUGGGACUCUGACAGCCAUCACCUCUGCUCCUGCAGCUUCCUCGCCUAAUUUGGUACGCCUGGCUGUGUAAUUUGGAUGUAACAUCCCUGCUGCAACACAGGAGCAAACAUUGAACACUCAGUUGUACCUUCUCCCUUUGCUCCCUCUUUGUUGUUAUAAUGCUGUCUGUUGCUCUGACUUGACUCCUGUGCUUUGUAACCACUGUAAUGGUGGCACCAUGUGUGAGUAUUGGAUGUUUUUUGUAUCUAUCUGGCUUUGACAAAAAAAAAAUAGGGACCUUUCUUCACCCCUGAAUUGGGUUUGUUGAGUGCAUCAUGUCAAGAAUGGAAACUAUUAUGCAAAUGUUAGAUUUUUGAUUACACAAUAAGGAAUAAUACUUUUCUCACUUGUAAGCAAACUUUUUCACAGUUUUACUUAGCAAUAAUAUCAGUUAAACUUUCACACCUACAUUGGCCGUGUCGUUGAAUUACGGAUCUUUAAAUUGUCCAACAUGUGAGUUUUAACAAUGUUUAAAACAUUUUCUUUUUUGCUGGUUAAAGCAUGUCUCGUAUAUUUGCCGAACUUGUAACUAGUGAGUCUUUGUAGCGAGUUUAAUGUAACAUUAAACUAUGUGACAUAAAGUGUACAGUAUUGGUCAUAUUGAUCUGCAUUAACAGUUGGGCAAUGAAAAGAAGUGUUCAGAUAUGUUGAAGGGAUGGUUUAUAUUUUCUUCCAGUGGUUUCUUGGGAUAUUAUGAGCCGUCAGUAUCUUACCUUCAGAAGAUUAAGUAAAGGCGAAACUUGUUACUUGUUAACCCAAAAUAACUGUUGACAAUAGUUAUUGUGAAAAGGUCCAUGGCUAUUUAUGCUGAAGACUGUUGCUUUGUGGUGUGUCAUGAUAUUUUUAUAUUAAAUGUGUUUGAACAGUACACUGGACCUUUUUGAGGAAAAACAAUCUGUUUAUUUAAACGUGUGCAUCUAAAAAUCUCAACUAUCUGUUUCUUUUCUGUAUUGUUAACUAUUUUACCUUUUAUAAAUUAUUACACAACUUAUUUCUAGGCCUUAAAUUGUUGUUAAAUAGAAGUCUUUGUUUGUCAAUGUCACUUUUUUGCAAUAGGUUUUUUGCUGUUUGUGAGUUUAAUUUAUCUGUUUUUUUGGCUGCAUGUACCAAUAAAAGAUGUAUUUAUUAUCACAAA